AUGAUUUCAGAUCUUGUUUGUUCAGGUUUUUCAUGUGAUAAUAAGACUCGGUGCAUACCAUCCGAUUGGAAGUGUGACGGUCAUGUCGAUUGUUUGGAUCAAAGUGAUGAAUCAAAUUGUGAAAAAUGCGGCAAUGACACCAUCUACUGUGGCGAGGAUAGAUGCAUGAGUUCAGUACAUGUUUGCGAUGGUGAGGUAAAUUGCCCGUACGGUCAGGAUGAACGUAAUUGUGUCCGUCUUAGCGGACGAAAUGGUGAUAUAGGCAAAGGUAUAUUGGAAAUUUACAAAGUGAGCUUAAAGAAAUGGGUGCCAGCAUGUGUGGAGAAUUGGCAUCAAACCACGUCGCCCACCAUGGUGUGCUCGUUGCUUGGUUACAGUUCAGUGAAUUCCAGCCGAGUUGCGAUGCGUUUAACAAAUCAAACGAUCACACCAUCGUCCAUCAAUGCCAAAGAGUCACACAUCAUUGCCCGAAUGUAUCAGCGGAAAAAAACCAAUUUGAUCAAAGAAUUUGGCAGUUGUACGUCAAAUGAAAAUCAUGCAGUGCUCGAUUUAACAUGUACAAACUAUGAGUGUGGACGGGUGCGAAAUCGACCGGUACGAGCUCGAACACGAAUUGUUGGCGGUUCCGAAUCAUCACCAGGUGAUUGGCCAUUUUUGGCUGCUAUUCUAGGCGGACCCGAAGAAGUUUUCUAUUGUGCUGGCGUUUUGAUUGCCGAUCAAUGGGUGCUCACCGCUUCGCAUUGCAUUGGAAAUAAGUCAUUGCACAGCAUAAACAGCUGGACGAUUCAAUUGGGUAUAACACGUCGAAACUCGCACACAUACUACGGGCAGAAAGUGAAGGUGCAACGUGUGCUACCGCAUCCACAAUACAAUUUGGAUGUAAUGCACGACAAUGACAUAGCAUUGUUUCAGUUGGCAACACGAGUGGCAUUUCAUGAGCAUUUGUUACCGGCAUGUCUGCCACCGCCUCAUAAGAGAAUCAAACCGGGAACCAUGUGCACGGUGAUUGGAUGGGGCAAAAAAGAGGAUGAAAAACCAAGUACAUCGUAUGAGCCGACGGUGAAUGAAGUCAAUGUUCCUGUAUUGAAUCGUGAUUUGUGCAACGAAUGGUUGGUGCAUUUAAAUGUGACCGAUGGCAUGAUAUGUGCGGGAUACUCGGAAGGCGGUAAAGAUGCGUGUCAAGGAGACUCGGGCGGUCCAUUGUUGUGUCGUGAUUCAAACGAUCGUGAACGAUAUUGGGUGGCUGGCAUUGUAUCGUGGGGCGUUAAAUGUGCCAAUCCAAAAUUGCCCGGCGUUUAUGCAAAUGUCCCCAAGUAUAUACCAUGGAUCAUGGAAAAUAUCCACAAUUAUUCCAAUGUUCCCAUUGAAUAUCCACGUUCAACUAACAGCAACAGCAACAACAAUCGCAAAACGAACAAAUCAUUCCAACGACAGCAUCGACAGCGGAGUUAAAAGUUCAAAUUUAGAGAAGAAUGAAUCAAAAAUGUUCAAUAUUUAAAAAAAAAAAAAAAAAAAGAAGAGAAGAGUUCAAGAGAUUUAAUUUUAUGAAAGGAAACAAAUUCAAUCGAAUUGCAACUAAAGACAAUAAUGAAUGAAUGAAUCUAGUGCUGUUUCGAUUUCCAUUUUUGUAUUUAAAAAAGAAGAAAAACAAACAAACAAAUUUUAUUGAUAAUAAGAAUGUGUUCUUAGCGGAACGAGAUUUUAUUUUUUCUGAUUCUUUUAUAUGCAUUCAAUUUGAGCGCUUUGCUCAAUCGCCGUACGCAAACAAAAAAAGGAUAAUUCUUAUAACGAAUGACAAUAAUCUUGAUGAAAUAAGUCACUUAUAAAAAAAUAUAUAUAAAUCAAAUUGAUAUCCACAUGAUGAUUGAAAACGCAGACAAUAAUACAAAAAAAAAAAAUAUGCAAAGAAAAAGAGAAAGAGAGAGAUAAAAUCAAGAGAGAAAACUAAUUGAACAAAUAAGAAGAAAAACAAAACAUAUUUAUGUAUUUUUAGAUAAGACAUUUUUUGUGACACGUUUUUUUAAGAUGACAAUAUAUAUACAAACAUGUGAGGUAGACAAUAAGACAAAGCAGUGUGUACAUACACCGGAGCGUAUCAUAUCAAUCAAGAGAUGAGCUCUCCAUACUCUCUCUCUCUCUCUCUCUCUCUCUCUCUCUGUCUCUAGCUCACUCACUCAUUCACUCUCUUUCACUAUAUCAGUUUCACUCGAGCGUGCAAAAUCAAUCCAAGUGGAUUUUAUCAAUGAAAAGUGUUUGAAAAAAAAAAUGAAAAUGCAGAAUAAAGCUUGUAGACAAUAAAAUCUAAGAAAUUGACAAAAAGGCUUAUGAUUAACUUAUAGAGUUAUUUAUAAUUAAAAUUGAAAAUGAAGAGAGAAAAAACCACAACAAAAAUUGAAUUCCAAUGAUGAUUUACCAGUGGUGAACUUUAACCACACACUCUUUAUCUCAUUCACACGCAACAAAGUCAUACACACAAGCGUGUUUUGAACCAUAGCGUAAUAUAUUUUAUACAGAGGAAAUAUUCGUAGAUUUAGUCAAGUCUCUCUAUUCAUGUAUAGCUUAAAAGUGAGACGGUGGCGAUCCAACUGUGUGCAAACACAGAAACAAAAUGUCUUUUGUGAAAUGAUUUUCUAUGGCUUUGAAAAAGGUCAAUGACCUAUUCGAUGAGUAUCCUCUGUUGCAGAGGAUUCCGUAUGGAAUGUUAACAACUUUUCCAAUCAUGUGUUUCGGGCAUAUUCACAACAAUUCGAUAAAGUGGACUAAAAUUCCAGGAUAAAACCAGACAUAAUACUAUAUUCAAUCGUCCUCUCCAAUCAUCUUCCAUUCUCAAGGCCAAUUAUUAGCCCAACAAAUACACCACUUCGACCUUCACAUUCAAUGGAUGAAAUACUUUAAUAUUUUUGUUUUUGGUUCAAUUCAGUUGUUGUCAUCCAAGCUACCGACCGGGAAAGAAAUUUGGUUUUAUUUGAUUAUUGGCCAAUGUUUAUAACGAACAUUCCACCUAGGGGCGAGACACGUGGAAUAGGAAUAGCCAUUUAGCUCGAAAAUAGUGAAAUAGCGGUGGAAUAGUAAUUUGACUAAUCCACACAUAAGCGAAACACUGCAUGGAAUAGCGGGAAUAGUGAUUUGACUAAUCCGUACAUAAGCGAAACACUGCAUGGAAUAGUGGGAAUAGUGGGAAUUGCGGAAAGUCGGUUUUGAAGGAUUCCAGUUCUAGAGUAAAAAAAAACUUCUAGAAAUUUAGUUUUUAUUAUCAUUUAUUGUUACGGAUCACUGUCUGAUAAUCAUAAAAAAAAUCGUAUACUACUGGUUUCGCUGAAGGCAUUUCAAACUUAGCCUAAAACUAGGCAAAACAAAUAUAGAAGUCAACUACAAACAUUCUGGUCGACAACACAGUUUUAAAUUUUGCAAUUUGACAUUUCGUUUGACGGAAUAGUGGAAUAGCGGGAAUAGCGUUUUUAGUAUAGUGGAAUAGUGGGAAUAGUAUGUGUCUCGCCCCUAGCAU
Molecule: messenger RNA, 3505 nt
Organism: Sitodiplosis mosellana (orange wheat blossom midge)
Lineage: Eukaryota; Metazoa; Arthropoda; Insecta; Diptera; Cecidomyiidae
Product: serine protease 41-like
Exons: 9
Coding region: 1-1452 (483 amino acids)
Biological process (GO): proteolysis
Cellular component (GO): membrane
Molecular function (GO): serine-type endopeptidase activity; protein binding
Source: RefSeq, a predicted model, not a curated record